AUGGACCAGAUGAGGAAAGUUAUGGACAAGAUGAGGGAGAACAUGAGAGGGGCAAACCCCGUAGAAGAUUUAGUUCACCGAACAGACUCCUCCUUCACGGCUUCCAUCAACGGUCACCCCUUGCCUCCAAAGUUCAAGAUGCCUUCUUUGGAUUCGUAUGACGGAAUGCGUGACCCUUUUGAUCACAUUGCAACUUUUAAGACUACAAUGCACCUUCAAGGGGUUCCAGAUGAGAUUAUGUGUAGAGCCUUCCCUACCAUCCUCAAAGAACCAACGCGAGUGUGGUUCAAUAAGAUCCCUCCUAACACAGUGAGUUCUUUCGAAGAGUUAAGUAAGUUGUUUGUCAAUAAUUUUAUUGGAGGACAAAGGCACAAACAUUCCUCGUCCAGCCUGUUAACCAUUGAACAAAGGGAGAAUGAAAGCCUGCGAUCCUUUAUUACUCGUAUCAACAGGGAAGCCCUAAUAGUGGAUAAGAUGGACGACAAGUUAUUGUUGGCGACCUUCCAUAAUGGAGUCAACUUUGACUUAUUCAUCCACAAACUUUACGAGAAAGAGCCUCAAACCAUGGCCAAACUCGUCCAUUUGGCCCAAAAUUUUAUGAAUGCAAAAGACACGAUUAUAGCCAAGAAGAGGAAAAGAGCUGAGAGAAUGGAAACUGAUCGUCCGCGUCAUUCAGAACAAGGUCCUCGUCCAAAGAAGGGACGGACGGGAGAAAAGAAAGACUGA
Molecule: messenger RNA, 726 nt
Organism: Quercus lobata
Lineage: Eukaryota; Viridiplantae; Streptophyta; Magnoliopsida; Fagales; Fagaceae
Exons: 1
Coding region: 1-726 (241 amino acids)
Source: RefSeq, a predicted model, not a curated record